AUGAAAGUCACCGCUUGUGAUAGUGGCGAAACUCUCAGCAGGUCAUCUGUUCAGGCGUUCUGAAAGAAAGUCCUGGUCAGUCAUUAGUGUCAGCUGGUUGUACCACAACGGUUACUGUAUGGGAUGCUGGUGAAUUGAGAAGUAAUAGAGAUAAGUUUAACAGUUUGUGCUGUGACAAUUUCACAUUUGCAACGUGGCGUAUUUUAAGCAUUACUGUAGUGCAAAACUUUACAUGGGCUUUAAGCUACUGUGCUAGAAUUGCGUCGGUAUUCUUUGUGGAGUCUUUUUUUUAUGCAGUCGAUCGCCUGCAUUGUUGGAAGUGUUUCUGUGAGAGGCGCACCGCUGGAAUUGUCAAGAUUUUUUUCUGGGAACUUUGCAGGCUGGCAUUCAUUCUGGACAUUUUCUGAUAAAGGAAGAAGUUUGAGACUUAAAAUGGCUGACAGUUCAAGUAGUGGAUCAGCGAAGACUGUGUCAGUCCAGGGAGAUAGGAGACAAGAAGACAGGCAUGUCACUCAUCAUAACACAUCUUCACAGGGACAUCAACAAAUGCCAGAAUGUAAGCCCCAACAAGCUCACGAUAAUUCACGUGGCAGAGGCAACCAUGAUAAUUCACGAGACAGAGGCUACCAUGAUAAUUCAGGUGGCAAAGGCUAUCGUUAUAAUUCAGGUGGCAGAGGCUACCAGGAUAAUUCAGGUGGCAGAGGCUAUCGUGAUAAUUCAGGUGGCAGAGGCUAUCGUGAUAAUUCACGAGACAGAGGCUACCAGGAUAAUUCACGAGACAGAGGCUACCAUGAUAAUUCAGGUGGCAAAGGCUAUCGUUAUAAUUCAGGUGGCAGAGGCUACCGUGAUAAUUCUGGUGGCAGAGGGUACCAGGAUAAUUCAGGUGGCAGAGGCUAUCGUGAUAAUUCAGGUGGCAGAGGCUAUCGUGAUAAUUCACGAGACAGAGGCUACCAGGAUAAUUCACGUGGCAGAGGUUACCAUGAUAACUCUGGUGGCAGAGGCUACCAUGAUAAUUCAGGUGGCAGAAGUAGAGGGUCUCGGAGCUAUGACUCACAAAGAGGAGAUGGUAACUACGACAGAGGUGGAAACUGGCAUGGAGAUGGCAGUGGUCCACAAAGAGCUGGUCCCUACCCAUCACAUUCCAGGGGAUCAGACAAUAAUGACCUGAUUUAUCUGUCAAAAUCACUGGCAUGGAUCCUGAGGCAUGCUGCAGGAAACCAGGGCUUUAAAUUUUUACCAGGAGGAUUCCUGUAUGUGGAUGACAUCUUAAGACUUCCAAGGUUUAGAGGUUUUGCAAUCCCUGAAGUACAAAAGGUUGUUGCUGAGAAUGACAAACAGCGGUUUGCACUUGAGAAAGACAAGCAGAGUGGCAAGCUGAUGAUCCGAGCUAACCAAGGCCAUUCAGUACAGGUGGAGGGCCUGGCCUUGACUCCGAUCACCAUUGAGAAUGCUGACGACUACCCCCAGGUAAUUCAUGGCACUUACCUGAAGAACUGGGAGUCAAUUAAGAAACAGGGCCUGUGUAGAAUGAGCCGUAAUCACAUCCACUUUGCCCCAGGGGAGCCAGGCAUGGAUGGAGUUAUCAGUGGCAUGCGUAAAAGUUGUGAAGUGCUGAUAUUUCUGGACUUGAAAACAGCACUCAGAGAUGGAAUGGAGUUCUUCUUGUCAUCAAACAAUGUAAUACUCAGCCCUGGUGACAAAGAUGGCUGUAUUUACCCCUACUAUUUUGAAGGAGUGCAGCAACGCAGCCCUAGACACAAACUAGACUUUGACAAGUCUAUCAAAUCUAAGGUGGUGUCAGCUCAGGAAGCAACUGAUGAACAUGAAGCAAAUAGGAAGAAAAGGAAGAAAAAUAAAAAAAAGAAGAAAGGCACGAAUGUUGACACAGAAGAUGACGAAAAGGAAUGGAAGCCACCUGGUGGGAAUAAAGAGGGAGAAUCUAGUGUGGAGGAGGAAAUGGGCAGAACUGAGGGUGUAGGAACUGGAGCUGAAGAGGGAGGGGCUGGAGCUAAAGAGGGAGGGGCUGGAGCUAAAGAGGAAGGGUCUGGAGCUGAAGAAGAACGGCCUGGAACUGUGGAAAGCAAGGGUGAAACUGCAAUUAGAAUGGAUAACGUUGAUCAGAACAAGGGAGACAACCCACUGCUGAAGGAAGAAGGAGAGACUGAUAUGGAAGUGGAUGACGCUGACAUGACAGCAGGAAAGCAGCAGGAUGUGUCCCCACAGGCUGAUGUUUCUGGAAGAACAGGGUAUAAUGAGGGGGACAAGCCAGAGGGUUUGGAAUCCAUGGAGGUGGACCAGAACCGAGAGACAGGAGUUAAAGACCGGGGGACAAAUGCAGAGAUGAAGGGGACUGAGUCAAAGAGUAAGAAGAAACAGGCUGGGGCAGCCAGAGACAAAAGUAAUGAAGGCAAUGAAGGAAACCCCCCAACCGUUUGGCAGAUUGACAGUGUGGAGAAAUGUGAGGAGGCAGUACAGUUUUUUGAAAGCAUUGAUACACAAGGUGGAGAGAAUUGUCUUGCUGUUGCUUGUUUUCCCGACAAAGCACAACAUUUUUCCGUCAUAUGGGCAAGUGAUGUCUACAAGAAUAUCUACAUCUUCGAUCUCGUAAAGUGUCCAGAACUUUUGAGUGAAAACCAGCCAUUGUUUCUUCUGAUCCAGGACAAUAAGAACAUAAUGAAGAUUUUGCACAACUGUAUUCCUACAUGUAAGGUGCUAUUUAAGGAGUAUGAGAUAUGUGUGACACAUGCCAAGCUGUGCGAUGUACAGACCAUGUAUGAGGUAUUGGCGAAGAAGCCUGACAACAGCCUGGACCCUGGUGCCAGUAAUUUUCUGUCAGACAUAGCCCAGCAGCUGUCAUGUUCUGAUGCCUGUAUCCCUGGUGAUGAGCAGAUUGACUGGACUCAGCGACCGCUGACAGAUGACAUGGACCCUGUCAUCAAAACAACACUGAUGACCCUUAUGGAUGUCUACAGGAAGAUGCUUGAGAAAGGCCCAGACAAGGAGUGGAAAAGACUGAUGUACGAGAGAAUGAAAAGUGAGAUUGAUUCAGAGGCUGAGGUAGCUUUGUAUGAAAAGAGGAAAAAGGAAGAAAAGGGCAAGAAGAAAAGUACCACUGCUCCAGAGGCUAAUAAACCAACAGUACAGAAAAGUAAGAGUAAGGGUAAAAAUAAGGGUAAGAGUAAGAAGUAAGCUGUCCAGUUCCGUACAUGCAAUACAUGGAAUACACGUUCCAUGUGCAUGUGGUGACUAUGUCCUAGUAGAUAGGACUUG
This is a messenger RNA of Liolophura sinensis, 3270 nucleotides long. RefSeq lists its product as uncharacterized. Gene Ontology annotation, molecular function: tRNA 2'-phosphotransferase activity; nucleic acid binding. The transcript is spliced from 13 exons. The record is from RefSeq and is a predicted model, not a curated record. Gene Ontology annotation, biological process: tRNA splicing, via endonucleolytic cleavage and ligation. Bases 292 to 3189 code for a protein of 965 amino acids. Lineage: Eukaryota; Metazoa; Mollusca; Polyplacophora; Chitonida; Chitonidae.